Messenger RNA from Papaver somniferum (opium poppy), 1317 nucleotides. Its product is annotated as deSI-like protein At4g17486. Bases 369 to 1100 code for a protein of 243 amino acids. Gene Ontology annotation, molecular function: deubiquitinase activity. The record is from RefSeq and is a predicted model, not a curated record. The transcript has 4 exons. NCBI's taxonomy places the organism in Eukaryota, Viridiplantae, Streptophyta, Magnoliopsida, Ranunculales, Papaveraceae. Gene Ontology annotation, biological process: protein deubiquitination.
UAAAAUAACCAAAAGAAAAAGAAAAGUUCGGGAGAGGAAAAAGAACUUGUUCACGAGUUCACCAGAAUCACCACCUCUUUCUCCUGUUUUCUUUUUUACCAGAUUUUUCUUUUGGAUUUUUUCUUUAUCUCUCUCAUUUAUAGGGGGUUAAAUCAAACUACUAUUUUUUAUUCUACUUCUCUAGGUUUUCCUCAUGAUAGGAUAUUUUGGGGUUAUAGUUGUGUAAACGAAGAUGUUUUCUUCUUCUUCUUCUUCUUCUUCAAGGAUUGUUUCGGGUUCUCUUUGAAUUUCAUGGCUAAUUUCUCUAAUCUGGCUGGAACUAGGUGUUGACGUCUUCUUGAUUUUCUGUUGAAGAUAAUUAAUAUUACAUGGGAUCAAAUAAGAGAUGCAAUUCUGCAUCUACCAUUGACGACAGAGGCAAAUCAUCUAUGCGUUUCUGCUUAUUCCCUAAAGUGCGCUCUGCAAGCUUUGGUCCAGGAAACUCACCAGUCUACCUCAAUGUGUAUGACUUAACACCCAUUAAUGGUUAUCUCUACUGGACGGGGCUUGGCAUCUUUCACUCCGGCGUCGAAGUACAUGGCGUAGAGUAUGCUUUUGGAGCUCAUGACUUUGCAACUAGUGGCGUAUUUGAGGUUGAGCCUCGGAGUUGCCCAGGUUUUAAGUUUAGAAAAUCAAUCUUCGUUGGAACAACAUCCAUGGACCCAAUUCAGGUUAGGGAGUUCAUGGAGCGCCAAUCUGCAAGUUACAAUGGUGACACAUAUCAUUUGAUCGUAAAAAACUGCAACCAUUUCUGCAAGGAUAUCUGUUUUAAGCUCACAGGGAACACAAUCCCAAAAUGGGUGAAUCGGCUAGCAAAAAUAGGGUCACUCUGCAACUGCAUUCUUCCUGAAGCUCUGAAAGUAACUCCAGUUCGAGAUGACCCGAAUGACCAAAGUUUGGAUAGUGAGAAGAGGCGUCUUCGAGGCUCCUUCAGUUGCUUGUCUUCAAUCUCGAUGCGGCAGAAGCAAUUGUCAUCAUCUUCAAUGUUUCUACAAUCACCGUUAAAAGGUUGCCUACCACCCAGAGGCAUGAGCAAAUCCAGAUCGUUGAAGGAAAUGUAAGAAUAAACAUAGUGCAAUCAUUUUUUCUCUUUUUAAAAAGUAUUUAGGGAGGAGCUUGUGGAAGAUUUGUUUUGCUCACUGUCACUAUUAUUGAAGUGUGAUAAGUAGGUUUCGUGAGCUGUAGCAGGAAAAACCAAACAAAAAGGAAAAAAAAAGCAUGUAGAGAUCUUAUUGCUGUUUGUAUAUCAACCCUAAAUGAAUGUAUUUUUAUCAGAAA